This is a messenger RNA of Nestor notabilis (Kea), 556 nucleotides long. RefSeq names its product CLIP-associating protein 1-like. Gene Ontology annotation, biological process: mitotic spindle assembly. Gene Ontology annotation, molecular function: microtubule binding. Gene Ontology annotation, cellular component: microtubule organizing center; cytoplasmic microtubule; mitotic spindle. The annotation marks the transcript as partial. The record is from RefSeq and is a predicted model, not a curated record. NCBI's taxonomy places the organism in Eukaryota, Metazoa, Chordata, Aves, Psittaciformes, Psittacidae. The transcript is spliced from 7 exons.
AUGGCCUUAGUGGAUGAGCUAAGUAGCCAGAUUGAAGUAGCACUACUGGGAUUAGAUGUUCUAGGUGCCUUUGUCGACAGACUAUCAGGACGCUUUAAAUCCUAUAUAGGAACUGUUCUCCUGCCUUUGAUAGAUCGUAUGGGAGAUGCCAAAGACCAAGUUCGGGAGCAAGCACAGAAUCUUAUACUGAAAUUGAUGGACGAAGCAGCACCACCCAUGCACAUUUGGGAACGCCUUGCUGUUGGAUUUAAACACAAGAACUACCGAUCCCGAGAAGGAGUGUGUUUGUGUCUUGUUGCUACCUUAAACAUUUAUGGUGCACAGUCAUUAAUUCUCAGCAAGUUGGUGCCACAUCUGUGUAUAGCGCUUGGUGACUCAAAUAGUCAGGUGAGAGAUGCUGCCAUACUAGCCGUUGUAGAGGUUUAUCGGCAUGUGGGAGAGAAAGUACGACUAGACCUUACAAAGAGAGGAAUUCCUCCUGGAAGGUUGCAAACAAUAUUUGCAAAAUUUGAUGAAGUAAGAAACUCUGGAAAUAUGAAUAUAAAUAGCAUCAGUG